This is a messenger RNA of Botrytis byssoidea, 1351 nucleotides long. RefSeq lists its product as uncharacterized. Bases 90 to 1100 code for a protein of 336 amino acids. Lineage: Eukaryota; Fungi; Ascomycota; Leotiomycetes; Helotiales; Sclerotiniaceae. The record is from RefSeq and is a predicted model, not a curated record. The transcript is spliced from 3 exons.
ACUCGACAUCCUCAAUCCACGGCAUUAAUCUUCGACCUUGAGAUAUAUAUUGUCAUUCAAUUGGAGAUACGAGGAAUAACAGAGGAAAAAUGGUGCUCAUUUGUCCACGACUUCAUUUAUUUGAGAUCAAUGAUCAACCCUGGUUUCCCCAAUACCUCCGUUUAAAGGUUCAAUCUUGUCUAACCCUCUGCUGGACCUUCCGCGUCCCCAUCAUCCAACCCUCCUCCCCUGCCCAAUUAGUCGCCACAACCCUCUCUCGAGUGCUCUCCAACGACGUCACAUCCUAUACUUAUGUCGAUUUCUGUGCCGGAGCCGGGGGUCCCACUCCUUAUAUCGAAGUGUACAUGAAUGCACAUUUGAAUCACUCCUCUACUUCUACCACCAAUGCCUCGACCACAUCAAUCGCAAACCAUGAAGUCUCAUAUGCCGAAGUCGCAGCUACGCCAAAAAAUCAGAUAGACGGACUCGCUCUGCGCUCACCACGUCCUGUUAAUGGUGAUGAUGGAUAUGGGAAAGUACAAUUUGUUUUAACGGAUUUACAUCCUCAUAUACCCGAUUGGACAGAAGCAUCGAAACGCAGCGAGAAUCUCAAUUUUAUACCUGAACCUGUCGAUGCAGCAAAUGCGCCGAGAGAUCUGUUGAAGAAUGUCAACGGUGAGACAAAUGGUGUACAUGGCGAGACUAAAGUUUUUCGAUUGUAUAAUUUGGCUUUUCAUCAUUUCGGCGAUGAAUUGGGAGGCGAUAUAUUGAAGAACACGGUGGAGACUGCGGAUGGUUUUGGUAUAUUCGAGCUCCAAGAACGCACUAUUUCCUCCUUGAUAACCAUGUUCGCAAUGGGCAUAAUGAUGCUCGGAAUUACUCCCUUCUACUUCUGGCGCUCUCCUGGUCAUCUAUUCUUCACAUAUGUUAUACCAAUUAUCCCUUUCGUGCUAGUGUUUGAUGGAAUCAUAAGUUCUGUAAGGACCAGGAGUGCAAGUGAAGUAGAGGCAUUGAUGAAGAAGAGUGGCGGUGAUACCAAUGGGUGGAAGGUGUUGAGUGGGAGGGAGAGACAUACAUGGCCCACGGGAUAUAUGACUUGGGUUAUGGGGGUUAAGGAGUAGCGUGAGAGCGAUGGAUCCCGGGGUUGGAACACAAGGCCGACCGUAGUAAGUUAAUUAUGAAAUGCCUAAGUUAGCCUACGGUUUCUUUGGAAUCGUUUGUAUCGCAGCAGUUGUGGUUAUGAAGCCCCUGCUAGAUUCACCGAACUUCUUUCACUCGAGGUGGAAUUUGUUAGGAGAAAAUAUGGAUUGUAAUCCGAAAUUGUAAGAUGGUUAGACAAAAGUAAUGAAUCUAUAAUUUAUCAUACUUGCUC